AUGCUUUUCAACGAAACAUUAAGAGAACUAAAUUGCUUAUGGUCCUCAGCUAAAAAUUCUCAUAGGUCCUCAGGCUUAACUUGUUUAAUUUCCGCUAACUCCAUUAAAAAAGGUUUGAUUGGAGAACUUUGCAGACUUGUAGUUAUGUUACCAUUAAAAAAUAUAAAAAAAGAAGAAAAGUUCUGUAAAACACUUUCUGAACUUUAUCAACAACUUAAGGGCGAGAUUAAAAAAGUAGAACCUAAAGAGGCAAGAAAAAUCUGGCAAGAAUUGUAUUCAGAAUUUUGUAAGCAACAUAGUUAUAACAAAGAAGAAAGAAAUUCAUGA
Racocetra persica is the source of this 327-nucleotide messenger RNA. Lineage: Eukaryota; Fungi; Glomeromycota; Glomeromycetes; Diversisporales; Gigasporaceae. The record is from the annotation of a GenBank genome assembly.